AGGGGGGCAGGAGAAAGGGGCGGGACGUAUUGGGCGCGCGCAGUUGAAAGACCGUUACUUGGACCGUUGGUAUCGGUUCGGUUGGACUGCUCUCUCGCUAUUCUCAUUUCCUGACAUAUUCGGUUCACCAUGGCUGAGGCCCGAGCUUCCCCGCCUCCUCCUCCUCCUCCCCCAUCUUCUCCUUCAUCCUCCUUGGACCGCGCCGCCGCCUUCUCCUUGUCCCCGGAGCUCCCGGCGGUAUUGGCUGGGAGAAUCCGGAACCAGAACCGGGGCCGGGGCCGAGCCGUGGAACCGCCGUCGGUGGACCCGCUGGAGGAGGUCGAAAUGCAGAUCGAUGAUGCAGCUUUUUCAUUAAUUAAACUUCUUGAGGCCACAUCUGCUGUUUCAGCCCAGGUGGAAGAGCUGGCAUUCAAAUGCACCGAAAAUGCACGAUUCCUUAAAACUUGGAGGGGUCUGCUAAAAGAAGGCUACGAUUCCUUGAAACCAGAAAACCAAUGCAGCACAACCAACUAAAUGUUGAAAUAAUGACUGCUUUAAAAAAAUUGAGGACAGAAUUGCUACAUGUAUAUGCUUGCACUUUUUUCCCACAUGAUAUUUGCACCUAUGGAUGUAUCAGACUUUAUUUCCAACAGUUCUGGAUAUUUCAACACUCUGCUUUGUAAAUGGAUAUUAAGACUUUAUUUCCUUGUUUAUCUUUCCUGUUUUAAAAAGGAAAAACAUUUACUUAAGUUUGACUCUGGAUAGUAUUUGAUCUUUUUUCUGAGUCAGUUUGUGCCUACUAAACUUUCACAAGCUUAAUUUACCUUUAAAAGAAAGUUAAUUUUAUCUAUGAUUAAGAAACUCAAAAAUAAUAUAAUUCACUUUUAGAAUGCUUUAAAAUUUACAAAUACCUUUCCCCUUACAAUAGUCUUUGGACUAAGUAAUACAAGUGUUAUGUUUUAAUAUUUCGAUAGAAUUGUGAUCUCACCAGUGAGGAUACUCCCUCCAACAGUAUAGAUCACAACCCAUUCAUACUUUCUCCUCUUUUGUGGCUUUUUAUCUGUAUGCUCUUAAUGAUUUGUCAUGAGGGAUCCAUUCAACUUACUGAAGGUCUUCCUUGCAGUCUUUUAAAAGUUAUGCUUAUACCAGAGCAGUACUCCAGGCUAUUCAUCUGUUUUUCCUCUCACUGCUAUCUGAUUGGCCCACUUUCUUUUCUGAUAAUGCAGUUCCGGGAUGAUACCUUCUGGGCUGCCACUUGUAUGCAUAUCAUUGUCAUAUUACUCCAUAUAAUUCAGUUUUUGCUCCUUUGGGUCACAAAAUUUUUUAGACAUUGUAGUAUUUUGUUCUUCAUAAAUAUAUGUUUCAAUGGAAUAAUAUCACUUUUUUAAGAAAAGUGGGCUUUUAGCUCAGGAAACAGUUUGGAAUGAUUGAAAGUGCUGUUAAUUCUGAAAAGCAUUCUAAUAUGUAUUCUUGCUAUUCAUUCUUGGGUCUGGUUCAGUGUUUGAGAGUAUUCUAAGAUAGAUGUAGUAGUAGUAGCUAACUACUAUUACCUAUUCACAUGUAUAUCAUAGAUUUAGGAAAUGGUCAUUAUUCAUCCACUUGGUUUUUCCUAUAUUUGUUGUUGGGUCAAGCUCUGCAUACCAUAAAAGUAUUCCCAUUCUCCUGAUGAAGAAAAUUGAAUUUCAGAAAAAGUGGGAGAACUAGAACUUGAAUUCCAGGAGUUUUGGCUUCUGGGUUCUUUAUAUUCCUUCUACCAAAUGACACUAUCUAGUAUUAGUUCUUCCUUGGUAUAAUGCUGAAUUGCCAAUAGAAAUGCUGUUUUUUUCCCCUUCCUGUUGGGAAUUUUGGCCAGUGGAAAUAAAUUGGCUAUUUCUUUCUCCUUUGAAUGUACAAUCCAAAGCUUCCUUGAGUUGGAGAAAAUUUUUUUUCUUCAACACAUAUAUAUUCUUUACCUGAACCACUGCCUUACUUCAUUUAAAUAGAUGUAAACAUAAUAAAUGAGUACUUUAAAGUAUGAAUGAUGUUUUUUUAAAACUUUUUAUGAAAACUGGGGUUUCACUUGGAACACUUUUAAAACUUGUAUGGGACACAUAUAUUCCCCAUGUUUCUCUACUUAACUGCAUUUUUACCUACAAUUACAGUUUCUUAUCUAAUACUUUUUUAUAUUUGAUUAUUUUUAAAGUGCCUUAUGCUUGUAUGGUUACAUGAUAUUGCUUUGUGGAUAUAUAAGUUCUAUAGUAAUUUUUAUGUAACUUAGUGUUUCUGUAACUUCCUUGAAAGUGGUGAGUUGUUUUAAUUGUUUCAAUGUUACUGAAUUUAAGAUUCAUUCUUAGCUACUUUUUGUAAAUUUUUUAGGGGUCCAACUGUACUAGCUACAGUUUUGUUCCUGAAUCUUUUGUUUGUCCUUUACUUAGUUUGUAUUGUUGUGUUGAUACCAAAGCCAUCUAAAUCUUAUUGUUACAUAAAAUCUUUGAAACCUUUGGUAUAAUGUUAAGAAAUUUGUAUGAAUGGUCCUUAGAGAAUUAAACCCCCAAACUCCAUAGUAGGAGAGAUAAAAGGGAGUAACAAUUGCUAGACUACAUACUGAGUCACAGUUCAGUUUUUUAUUUGAAGAAAUGUUUAGAAAAAUUGCUGGUGGACUGUGUUCCCUGUUUCAAAAAAGUAAUUAUUUCAAUGAUAGAGGAAAUAUUUUUUAAAAUGUAGUAAAAACAAUUUUAUUUAUGUAAAAAUAAACUUUUUUUUUUUUCAAAAAGCAAA
Antechinus flavipes (yellow-footed antechinus) is the source of this 2736-nucleotide messenger RNA. RefSeq names its product chromosome 6 C4orf46 homolog (gene C6H4orf46). The transcript has 2 exons. Bases 130 to 513 code for a protein of 127 amino acids. The record is from RefSeq and is a predicted model, not a curated record. Lineage: Eukaryota; Metazoa; Chordata; Mammalia; Dasyuromorphia; Dasyuridae.